AUGUCGUCAAGCAAGGUCAAGCGUAUGUCCACUCUAUUCCGCAAGAAGGAGAAGGAGCCCUCCACCAGCAACGGUGUUGUCACUAAUGGUGCUGAGAAGAAAGACGAGGCCGCCUCGCCGACCUCCCCAACUUCUCCAUUGUCACCUUCGCAGGAGGCCGAGGGUAUGAAGACGAUGAGGAACUUCCGCGAGAGCGUGAAGAAGGGGAGCCCAUUUGACUUCAGCACCUCGAGUAUCGCUGCUGUCCUGGACCUCAUCAGGAACAAGGAGUCGAUCGACGACAGGAAACUCUUCCUUGAACAUGCUCUUACCUUCAUUUCUCGCCUGGAAGAAGGCCCUCUGGCUCGCACCUUGAAGAACAAGAUCAUCCAGCUGCUUUACAACGACCUUACGCAUCCUGCUUCCACCAGUGUUAGUAACCAGUUUGCAUGGAGAACCGCCGAUGGUUCCUGCAAUAAUGUCGAUAUCCCUGACAUGGGAAAGGCUGGAACUCCUUAUUCUCGUUCUGUCCAGCAAACCGUACCCCUUCCGAAGAACCAAAUGCCCGAUGCAGGGCUUCUCUUCGACACCCUCUUACGAAGAGAGAAGUUCGUCCCACACCCAGGUGGUCUCUCUUCUUUGAUGUUUGCAUUUGCCACUUUGGUCAUCCAUACCGUCUUCCGGACUUCACACCGCGAUUGGACAAUCAACGAGACCUCCUCCUACGUUGACCUGGCGCCGCUCUACGGCAACAACGAGGACGAUCAAAACCGCAUUAGGAUCCGGGAUGGCCGAGGUCACCUCUACCCGGAUGUCUUUGCUGAAGACCGUCUCUUGUUGCUUCCACCAGCUGUUUGCGCGCUCCUGGUUCUCUUCAGCCGGAAUCACAACUACAUCGCCACUAAGCUUUUGGAGGUCAAUGAGCGAGGAACCUUCGUCGAUCCCAGCACCUUGUCAAUGGACGAUCCUAAGCAAAAGGCUAAGUUGAUGGCUCAAGAUGAAGAGUUGUUCCAGACAGCGCGUCUCGUGAACUGCGGCUGGUUCGCAAUGGUUGUCUUCUCCGACUACUUCUCUUGCAUUCUGGGACUGGUCCGAGAUGGCAAUAGUUGGAGCUUGACUCCUUUCGAUGAAAUCCGUAUGGAAGAUCACACCUUGUUCGAACGUGGCAAGGGCAACUCCUGCAGUGUCGAGUUCAACUGUCUCUACCGAUGGCACACCACGACCAGCAGGGAGGACGAGAAGUGGACCGAAGGAGUGUUCAGUCAGCUCUUCCCUGGCAAGCCCUUCGAAGAGGUCACGAUCGACGACUUCAAGACGACUGCCCACAAGUUGCUCACGAACAGGCCACCUACCACCGAAUGGACCUUCGGAGGAUUGAAGCGCCAGCCAGACGGAAGAUUCAGGGACGAGGAUUUGGCCAGGAUUAUCCAAGACGCAACUGAAUGCGAGGCGGCUGCAUUUGGUGCUCGCGGAACCCCAGCAGUCAUGAGGCUCAAUGAGAUCAUGGGUAUUGAACAGAGUAGGCGAUGGGGUGUAUGCUCGCUCAACGAGUUCAGGAAGUUCUUGGGCUUGAAGCCUUACGAGACCUUCCUCGAAUGGAACUCUGAUCCUGACGUCGCUCGAACUGCCGAACUUCUCUAUGGAGACAUCAACAAGCUCGAGCUCUACGUGGGCUUGCAAGCUGAGGAGGCCAAGCCUCUUGUUGACGGUGCAGGUCUCUGCCCUGGCUACACUUGCAGUCGUGCAAUCCUCAGCGACGCCAUUGCUUUGACUCGUGGAGACCGAUUCUUCACUCACGACUUCACCCCCUUCAACCUCACCGCCUGGGGCUACCAAGAUUGCCAGCGCGAUCCCAAUGCCUGGGGUUUCGGUAGCACCAUGGCCAGGCUGUUCUUGCGAACUCUCCCUGAAGACUUUGACGAGAAGAGUGUCUACACUUUCUUCCCGUUGAUGACUCCCCAGUCCAUGAAGGUGCAUCUCACCAAGCUCAACCAAUUGGACAACUACGAUUUGGCUCGACCCAAACGCAACCCUUGUCCCACAAUCAUCAGGGACUAUCCCUCCGUCGUUGCGAUCCUCAACGAGCCCCUUGGGUUCAGGAGCCCCUACAGCCAAAAGACAAGGAAGAUCAUCAACGGCCCUAUCAAAGGAUUCUAUCCCGCAGAAGGCCCGAAAGAGCAGGACGUGGUUCGCAAGGCUCUCAGCGGAUCUCCCGAGGUCGUCGGCAAAGUCGGUACCUACUUCUACGAGCAGAUCAAGAAGACCAUCGACGAGAACUCGUAUACCUUUGUCAACGGCAAGAAGCGCGGUAUCGACGUGGUCAAGAAAGUCAUCAACACGGUGCCCACCGCCUGGCUUGGGGACUUGGGUGGUCUCCAUGUGAAGACCAGCAAAGACUCGGCCGGCAACUACACCGUCGAUGAGCUCUUCCAACAACUCUCCGAGAUCUAUUCCUUCAUCUUCCUCAACGUCGACCCAGCCAAGGUCAUGGUCCUCCAGGAGAAGGUUCGCAAGUACCUCAAGGUAAUCAUUCCCGACAUCAAGGACAACUUCACGGGUAGCUUCUCCCUCACUGGUCUCUUCAACACCGUCUUCAAAUACAAGAAGCCCGUCCACCACGAGAUCAUCAGUCGCCUCACGGAGAACGAAACUCUCAAGAACCACGACGUCCUCUCUAACGUCAUCCUCGCGCUCGUCGUUGUCGGUAAUGCCGAAAUCACCCUCGCGUCGACCAACAUCCUCGACUAUUAUCUUGGAAGUGACAAGGCUGCCGAUAUUGGGAAACUCGCUGCUGCUGGGGACGUUGCGGGCUUGAAGCCUUACAUCUAUGAGGCCUUGCGGGCUGUCCCUCCUUUCGCUGGUGUCUACCGCGUCUCGACUCGCGAACAGAUCUUUGCUGGUCGCAAGUUCGCCGAGAGCGAGCGUGUCUUCUUGGACAUUACCGCUGCGAACAACCAGAGCCGUGAAGAGUCCACGAAGGAGAUCCUCCGUGCUGAGGGUGCCUUCGAGUACCUUGGUGAAGAGUUGACCGUCGAAAUCCUCGCUCAAAUCAUCCGCGCCAUCUUCGAACGACCCGGCCUCACUCGCGCACCUGGCCACUCUGGGCAGAUGUCCCGCUUCAAGACCGACAACCGACCUGAAUGCCACCACACUUACCUCCACCACGGCGAACGGGUUACUGAAUGGCCAUAUACUCUUUCCGUAUUGUACGAUGCUGCCUAA
This is a messenger RNA of Coprinopsis cinerea okayama7#130, 3201 nucleotides long. RefSeq names its product heme peroxidase. Gene Ontology annotation, molecular function: peroxidase activity; heme binding; oxidoreductase activity, acting on paired donors, with incorporation or reduction of molecular oxygen. The transcript has 16 exons. Bases 1 to 3201 code for a protein of 1066 amino acids. Lineage: Eukaryota; Fungi; Basidiomycota; Agaricomycetes; Agaricales; Psathyrellaceae. The record is from RefSeq and is a predicted model, not a curated record. Gene Ontology annotation, biological process: response to oxidative stress.